Molecule: messenger RNA, 3014 nt
Organism: Amblyraja radiata (thorny skate)
Lineage: Eukaryota; Metazoa; Chordata; Chondrichthyes; Rajiformes; Rajidae
Gene: kctd4
Product: potassium channel tetramerization domain containing 4
Exons: 2
Coding region: 599-1606 (335 amino acids)
Biological process (GO): protein homooligomerization
Molecular function (GO): protein binding
Source: RefSeq, a predicted model, not a curated record
UCCCUGCUGUGGGACUCUAGAGAUAGUCUAUAAGAUUAUGUGGCGGUGCUUUGAACACUUGUUCUUAUUCAUUUCAGCAUGUUAGUCAAAUAUAUUAAAUGAAUUAUUCAUAAGAAAGGAACAGCAGCAUGACUGACGGAACAAAUUUUAACAGCCUGGGUUGAUUGUUUUUUUGGUCAUUCUCAUCUCCCUUGCACACCCUUUGACAGUGCAAUGUUCAGGGUUGCACUUGGAUGACCAGACCUGCCAGUGACAUUGUGGAGUUCAGAUGUAUUCAAAAACAGGCAAUGUAAUUAACCUGUUGAUUAAAGAACCCCUCAAUGCCACAACUGGAAACGAUCUUUGCUAAAACUAGAUUCAAGUAGGAUUUGCACAAGCAGUGACAAUGAGAAUCAAUAUGGCCAGGUCUUAUUUAGCAUUUUAUCUGCUUAAAUCUCAUGGUUACCACCUUAAGAGUUAAAUGGAAAGAACUGAAAGCAGGUCUGUUUUCACUAACCUGAGUCUCCUAUUUCUGUUUUUUGAAUGAGCACUGUACAAUAAAUUUAAUUUCUCCCAGAUACUUGCCAAUGUAGAUAUUCAGUAGCUUGGGUUCAAGAUUAUGAUUUAUAGUUACCCAACUCCUGGAUACUCUGAGUCACACUGCCACCACAUUUCUGCAAUAAUCAGCAGCUCCUCAGCAUUCAUUUCCUUUGCUGUACAGCCGUGCCUCGGCAACACACAGCCACUUCAACUAUACAUCUUUAUCGGCUGUAAUAGAAAUGGCCUCUGCUUCCAAAAGGUGAACUUCUUUCCAACCAGCAAAAGUGGCACAGCACAACUGAACAUCAAGGUUUCUAGAAUGGAAGGGAAGAUCAAUAAGAAAGAAACUCAUGAUGAAGGAAAAUCUAACAAUACAGAAAACUACCUGCAAAAGGGCAAGAACUGUAAGGUGAUCACAAUUAAUGUUGGUGGGCAUCUAUACACAAUGCAGAGACAUACAUUAACACAGUAUGUUGAUUCCUUGCCAGAAGCUUUAAUCAGUGGCAAAAUUCAGAAUACUGUUGAUGCAGAUGGGAACUACUUCAUUGACCGUGAUGGCUUGCUGUUCAGGCAUGUCCUUAAUUUCCUACGAAAUGGUGAGCUUCUCUUACCGGAAGGAUUUCAAGAGAUUCGACUUUUAGCAAAGGAGGCAGAAUUUUAUCAGAUAAAGCCUCUAAUAGAAGCUCUGAAAACCAAGUCAGCAAAUAUGCAAACAGCAUCAGAAGCUACGUUCCUAGAAAUAAUCGACAGUCAUGAUCGCUCUCAUGGCCUCAAAAUCUACUGUAAUUCUUCAGAUUUCAUUGCAAGGAUCAAGUCUCGCAUUAUUCAAGUGUCAAAAAGCCGUCUAGAUGGAUUUCCUGAGGAAUUUGUUGUCUCAUCACAUGUCAUCAAGUUUAAGUUCUUCAUUAAAUCUGAAAGUGGGGCACGUCUGGUUCUCAAGGAAGACAACACAUUUGUUUGCACCCUGGAGACUCUAAAGUUUGAGGCCAUCAUGAUGGCUUUAAAAAGUGACUUUAAGUUGCUGACCAGCUUGGAUAGCUCCAAGGGAUCAAUUGUACAGAGUGAUGCACUUCAUUUUCUUAAGUAAAUCCAGUUUUACAAGUAUCCACCGAGGUAAAAUGACUAUUUUGCAACUGCUAUACCACUGCAUUUAUGCUGCAAAACUGCCUGCUAAAUCUGACAUUAUCCCAAUGAUAUAAAUAUCUUAGGCACCAUUAAAUGGCAAAAUAGAAUUGCAGCUAACUGAUUACAAUACUAUCUCUUCAAUUUUUAGAAUGAAGACCUUGAACCAUUACAUUACUUAGUAGGUUAGAAAGCAACAAUAAAUAAAUGAUUUAGGUAUUUUAAGUAAUGUUAUUAUUUUAUGAAUUGGAAAUAAAUGAUUUUUUCAUAAUUUCACAACAUGAAAUAUGAAAUAAUUUGCUCAAUCUCUGAAAAUGAAAUGAUUUGGAAAAUAUUCCAUUAUGCCACUUUCAUUUUAGAAAUACAACGCGAGUUAUUCCCUUAGUUAUUAAGUCUCAAAACCAUUUCAGCUUUUUUUACAAAGGGUUCUCAGAAAAUGCUUGGAAAAUUGUCUGCAAAGAUACCACAAUUUCGCCUGUGGCCGUGAUGUUUUGCUCCAAGAACAAGCAGACAUUGUGUGCCGCUGUACUGUUAACUUUAUAUUAAAAUAAUUAAUUUUGAACUUGGAAGAACAAAGUAGAUUUAAUUUGAUACAUGAGGUUAUUCUCAUUUAGUCUGCAUGAUUCAUUCAUCCUUUUUAUAUUCAAGUUUCACAUUGCAUUAUGAAGUUAUUCAGUCAUAGAUGGAUAAUUAUUUUCUUUAAUAUAUGUAGAUGCACAAGCUUGGAAAGAAUAAUGGCAUUAUUUCAGCAUGUUCAUUAUUUACUUCAAAUAUGUUGCAUUAAACUAAACAAGGCUAGUCUGCAUGAUGUACCCAUCAAUUAAAAUCACCAUCAAAUCUGCUUUUGUUACCCUGAAAUAAUUCAUUACUCCCCUCACCAUAAAUUAUCAGUGCCAUUUUAUACCUGAAUUCGUGGAGAAAGCAAAGAUCAAUUAUUAACAGUGAGCUUCAAAUAUUACGCAUAUCUCUGCACCUAGCACAGACGAAUCAUUCAUCACAGGGAUAAGAUAGUCUGAAGGAUUAUAACAAGCCAGUCUUCUAUAUUUUCUAACAUCUUCACUGAUGACCAACAUUGUGUCCAACAUCUGCAUUCUAAUCGAGACUACGAUGGAAGGGUGAGAAUAGCUUGAACAGAAAUUCCCCGAGGAGAGGGAAGAAUGGCAUGUUUACGUCAAAAGCACAUAGUUAUUUACAGCUUGGUAAUGUGAUUUUCUGGCAUGAAAAUAUUAUGAAUUACAAUCUGCAGCUGAGAAUUAUAGUACUUGCACAUAUCAGACAAUAUUGUUAAAUGCAACUAAAAUAAAUAUUUAAGCAGUAACAAUGAGCAUGGGCUAUUUCACAUGUAUCAGCUAAUAAAGAAUUUAAAUCCAAAA